CAGUAGUAGACGGUGUUUCUUAGCUCGUGGGUAUUGUACUGCUACCGAGUCGAAAAGAAAGAGAAUAAAGAACACUAACAAUAAUAGCUGUGGAAGAAUAAGGCACUAAAAAGGAGGCAGGCUGCUUUGCAUUUGAAAUCUGUACUCUUUUGAAAAAGCGUUGUUCUCCACUCGUGCAUGUUUAAAUCGGAGGAGUAUAUCAGAGCCGUGAGUCGGCCAGACUUUUAGUUUCUACGCGAGCGGCAAUACAUGAGAGAAGGCAUGAUUUUGAGACGGAGUUCAAUCUUUGCUGGCUUUCUCUUACUUGCAAUUUUGCUAUGCUUGCGAAUCAAGGUGUCUGAUGCAUCGGGACACUUUGAACUGCAGAUCGUAUCGAUGCAGAAUGUGAACGGUGAAUUGCAGAACGGAUUGUGUUGCGACGGAUCUCGGAAUUCAGCUGAUGGAAAAUGUACGCGGGAUGAAUGCGACACAUAUUUCAAAGUCUGCCUGAAGGAAUACCAGUCCAGGGUUUCGGCGGCGGGGCAUUGCAGUUUCGGCACUGGAACUACACCCGUGGUCGGAGGGAAUACCUUUACUUUGAAGAACAUCGUGAGAGCCGAAAAAUCCAGGAUUGUUUUGCCUUUCAGCUUUGCAUGGCCGAGGUCGUACACGCUGAUCGUGGAAGCACUCGACAUGAACAACGACACCAGCGCCAGCAGCUCGGUGGGAAAGGUGAUCGAGAAGGCCUUCCACUCCGGGAUGAUAAACCCGAACCGGCAGUGGCAGACGCUGAAGCACAACGGGCCGGUGGCCCAGUUCGAGUUCCAGAUCCGCGUCACCUGCGACGAGCACUACUACGGCUUCGGCUGCAACAAGUUCUGCCGCCCGCGCGACGAGUUCUUCGGCCACUACGCCUGCGACCACAACGGCAACAAGACCUGCCUGGACGGCUGGGCCGGCCCAGAUUGCAACACGGCGAUCUGUCGGCAGGGUUGCAGUACGGAGCACGGAUCCUGUAAACAGCCCGGAGACUGCAAGUGUCUGUACGGCUGGCAGGGGGAGUACUGCGAUAAGUGCAUUCCCCACCCGGGCUGCGUGCACGGAACCUGUGGGGAACCCUGGCAGUGCCUCUGCGACACCAACUGGGGGGGCCAGCUCUGCAACAAAGAUCUGAACUACUGUGGGACCCGGCAGCCCUGCCUGAACGGAGGAACCUGCAGCAACACCGGACCGGACAAGUACCAGUGCUCCUGCCCCGAGGGCUACUCAGGGGUCGACUGCGAGAGGGCCGAGCACGCCUGUCUGUCGGACCCCUGCUCCAACGGGGGCUGUGUGGAGACCAGCCAGGGGUUCGAGUGCCAGUGCGCUGCCGGGUGGAGUGGCCCGGCCUGCACCAUCAAUGUGGAUGACUGUGAGCCCAACCCCUGCAGCCACGCGGGGACCUGUCAGGACCUGGUCAACGGCUUCAAGUGCAGCUGCCCCCCCCAGUGGACCGGGAGGACCUGCCUCAUCGACGCCAACGAGUGCGAGGGCCGGCCCUGCGUGAACGCCAACUCCUGCCGCAACCUGAUUGGAGGAUACUUCUGCAACUGCAUGCCGGGCUGGACGGGGCAGAACUGCGACAUCAAUGUGAACGAGUGCCAGGGCCAGUGUCUGACGGCGGAACGUGCGGGUAGGGACCUGGUUAAUGGUUACCCGCUGUGUCUGUGCCCCGGGCUUCGCGGUGAACACUGUGAGCGGGACGUGGAUGAGUGCGCUAGCCCCUGUCUGAACGGAGGCCGCUGUCUGGACCAGGUCAACGGAUUCCAGUGCCUGUGUCUGGCCGGUUUCCUCCGGGAACCUCUGUCACUGGACAUCGACUACUGCGAGCCCAACCCGUGUCAGAACGUGGCGCAGUGCUUCAUCGCCACCGACUACUUCUGCAAGUGCCCCGAGGACUACGAGGGCAGAAACUGCGCGCACCUGAAAGACCACUGCCGCACCACGCCCUGCCAGGUGAUUGACAGCUGCACGGUUGCCGUGGCGUCGAACAGCACCCCCGAGGGCGUGCGCUACAUCUCGUCCAAUGUCUGCGGCCCCCACGGGCGCUGCAAGAGCCAGGCGGGCGGCCAGUUCACCUGCGUCUGCCAGGAGGGCUUCAUCGGGACCUACUGCCACGAGAACAUCAACGACUGUGAGAGUAACCCCUGCAGGAAUGGAGGCACCUGCAUCGACAAAGUGGGCGUGUACCAGUGCAUCUGUGGGGACGGCUGGGAGGGGCUUCACUGUGAGACCAACAUCGAUGACUGCAGCACCGGCCCGUGUCAUAACGGCGGGACGUGUAGAGACCUGGUGAACGACUUCUACUGCGAGUGCGUCAGCCCCUGGAAGGGCAAGACCUGCCACUCCCGGGAGAGCCAAUGCGACGCGGCGACCUGCAAGAACGCCGGGACGUGCUACGACGAGGUGGACACCUUCAAGUGCACCUGCCCCCCGGGGUGGGAGGGGGCCACCUGCAACAUCGCCAAGAACAGCAGCUGCCUGCCGAACCCGUGCGAGAACGGGGGCACCUGUGUGGUCAGCGGGGACUCCUUUACCUGCGUCUGCAAGGAGGGCUGGGAGGGCACCACCUGCAACCAGAAUACCAAUGACUGCAACCCGCACCCCUGCUACAACAGUGGGACGUGUGUGGACGGCGAUAACUGGUACCGCUGUGAAUGCGCGGCGGGUUUCGCCGGGCCGGACUGCCGGAUCAAUAUUAACGAGUGCCAGUCGUCCCCCUGCGCGUUCGGGGCCUCCUGCGUGGACGAAAUCAACGGGUACCGCUGCCUCUGCCCCCCUGGGAGGGCGGGGCCCAGGUGCCAGGAAGUGACGGGGCGACCCUGCAUCGCUGGCGGGCACGUGGCGGCUGACGGGAGCCGGUGGGAGGAGGACUGCAACACCUGCCAGUGCCACAACGGCAAGACCACCUGCACCAAGAUGUGGUGUGGGCCGCGCUCCUGCAGGGUGCACAGUAAGGGGCGGGGCGAGUGCCCCUCCGGCCAGUCCUGCGCCCCUCUGAAGGACGAGGCCUGCUUCGUCAGGCCCUGCGUGGGCCUGGGGGAGUGCUGGCCCUCCCGCCCGCCCCCCGGCCCGACCAAAUGUCACCCGGGAUCCGAUUUCCUGGAGAGCAGCUGCGCCAACAUCACGUUCACCUUCAACAAGGAGAUCAUGACCCCCGGCGUGACGGUGGAGCACAUCUGUGCGGAGCUGAGGAACCUGUACGUGGUGAGGAACCUGUCGUCCGAACACACUGUGGCCAUGACCUGCGACCCCUCGCCCACCGCCAACAACGAGAUCCACGUCACCAUCUCGACGGAAGACCUGAGGCCAGACCGAACGCCCAUCAAAGAGAUCACGGACAAGUUCGUCGACCUCGUCAGCAAGAACAACGGCAGCAACGCCAUCAUCACCGCCAUCGUGGAGGUCCGCGUGCAACGGAGACACACCCCGCCCUCCACCGCGGACUACCUGGUGCCCCUCCUGAGCUCCGUGUUCAUCGUGGUCUGGAUCCUGGCGCUGGCCUCCGCCUUCCUGUGGUGCGUGCGUCGCCGACGGAAGCACAGCAGCCAAGGCAACGGCAACGCCGCGGCGACGGAGGACAACACCACCAACAACGUGCGCGAGCAGCUGAACCAGAUCAAGAACCCCAUCGAGAAGCUGCCGGCGCACGCCAACGCCAACGCCAACACGGGCCCCGCCGCCAAGGACUACGAGGACAAGAACUCCCUCAUCGCCAAAAUUAGGACAAACAACUCGGACGUGGCGGCGGUGGCGGCAUCGACCGCCACGACGACGGCGACGACGGCGGCCGCCGCGGCGGAGGACGAGGAGGAGGACGAGGAGGAAGAGGCGGAGAAGCGGCUGCAGAAGGCGAGGUUCGCCAAGCAGCCGGCCUACACCCUGGUGGACCGGGAGGACAAAGCGCCCAACGGCACGCCCAGCAAACACCCCAACUGGACAAACAAACAGGACAACAGGGACCUGGAGACGGCGCAGAGUCUCAACCGCAUGGAGUACAUUGUAUAGUCGGGGGACGGGGGACGCGUUGCCGAGCAACCUCGCCCACUUCCUGGAGGUGGGGGGCGGAGGUAGGGCGGGGUGGGCCGGGAGAGGGGCGGGGUCUCUCCGAGUUUGUAGUUCUUAAAACUUUGUUGCGUCAUAUUUUUUUUGACUCUCUAAGGUUUUUCUUUUUUUUUUUCUUUUUUUUUUUUUUUUUUUUUUUUUUUGCAUAGAAAUCCCUGUGUUAAUUUAAGUUUUGACAAGCUGGCUUACACUGGCAAAGAUCGUUGCUGUGGUUGGCUGGGACGGAUCGACUGCUGCAUUUUUCACGUCUAUGCAAAACUAGCUUUGAGCGCCCCCCCCAUUUUUUUCCUUUUGUUCACAAAUCAAGACUCGAAAAAAACACGGUGGAUAAGUACACACGCGGUGGGUUUUUAGUAUUAAGCUCGUUUUCGCUUUCCACCCCCCCUUUGUGCGAAGUGACUGCGAAUGGUCCAAAGCAUUUUUUUAUUUUGAUUUUUUUUCAAUUGUUAAAAAAGAGAAAGUGACAACAAAAAACCCUAAAUAUGGUUUUGAAUUCACAAUUUAUGUGGGCUCUAUAUGGCGGGUGAACAACUAGUUCUGUAUUCGAAAGUAUCUUUGCAGCUCCAUACCACAGCAACCAUCUCAAAGUUUAUUAUUUAUUAUUUUU
Molecule: messenger RNA, 4690 nt
Organism: Conger conger (European conger)
Lineage: Eukaryota; Metazoa; Chordata; Actinopteri; Anguilliformes; Congridae
Gene: jag1a
Product: jagged canonical Notch ligand 1a
Biological process (GO): cell communication; multicellular organism development; axon guidance
Cellular component (GO): membrane
Molecular function (GO): calcium ion binding; Notch binding
Source: RefSeq, a predicted model, not a curated record